UGGAAAGGUGAGAUCCAGGAAUUUUGUCCCAAUACCAAGAUGCUGUUGGUUGGCUGCAAGUCUGAUCUCCGGACAGAUGUCAGCACAUUAGUGGAGCUCUCAAACCAUAGGCAGACUCCGGUGUCAUAUGAUCAGGGGGCAAACAUGGCCAAGCAGAUCGGAGCAGCCACUUACAUCGAAUGCUCAGCUUUACAGUCAGAAAACAGCGUCAGAGACAUUUUUCACGUCGCCACCUUGGCGUGUGUAAAUAAGACAAAUAAGAACGUUAAGCGGAACAAAUCACAGAGGGCCACCAAGCGGAUUUCACACAUGCCUAGCAGACCAGAACUCUCGGCAGUUGCUACGGACUUACGGAAGGACAAAGCAAAGAGCUGCUCCGUGAUGUGAGGCUUCGCGGUCUUCAGUGAGGACACAGGAAUCUGGUGUAAAAAAAAAAAAAAAAAAAAAGAAAAGAAAAGAAAAAGAUAAAGCAAAAAGUAGAAAAUUAAAAAAAAAAAAAAAAACAAAAAAAAAAAAACAAGCGCGAAACGAAAAGGUGGAGUCAAAUGAAGUGCACAGCCAAAGUCGCGCAGACGCAGGCUUAGGAGGCCCUUGAAAGGAUGCCAGGUUUUUGGAAUCCCGUCCUUAGCUUCGGCAUGUAGACCGAGUGGUGAGAAGUGAAAACAUUGAAGAGUUUUGAAGUGUGACUUGAAACAAAUAUGCCAAA
Psammomys obesus (fat sand rat) is the source of this 706-nucleotide messenger RNA. RefSeq names its product rho-related GTP-binding protein RhoE. Gene Ontology annotation, molecular function: GTPase activity; GTP binding. The record is from RefSeq and is a predicted model, not a curated record. Gene Ontology annotation, biological process: small GTPase-mediated signal transduction. NCBI's taxonomy places the organism in Eukaryota, Metazoa, Chordata, Mammalia, Rodentia, Muridae.